GUCCUUGUUGCAAGCUGAAACCGAUAAAUUCACAUCAGGUUGCCCCCUACAGAUAAAAAAAACUAUUGUUUAUUUACAUCAUCCACAACUAAAUGUACGCCUGUACAGUUUAUUAUGUAUAGAAUCCUGUCUUGUUUAUUUCUAAACUGUUGAAUUCAAUGUUUUGUGCUGUCUUCAUUUUAAUUUACGGUAAAUAUUUGAUCUGAGAAAUUGCCGAUCCCCUUUAAAUUAGUCUACAAAAUAGGUGAUUUCCUCUAUCAAAAAAAAAAACCGUUCCGAAAUUCCGCCUCGACCGAACUCCACCUUGAACAGCAGGUAAAUCCUAGAGCGUAGGCUAUUCUCCACGCCUAUUUAAACAAGCUCUCCUUUUAGGAAAUCCAGCAUCUUACUGAGACUCAUUCCGCUUCGUGUUACUUAGUCCUCUCGUGGAAGAUGAAGAUGUAUACAUUACUCUGUAUCGCCUGCAUUAUAUGGACUGUGGAUUCCUAUGGCAAUGGCAUGGUUCCGGACAGCUGUACAGAUAUGACACCCAGGCAUCCCGGCAACGCUCAGACAACCUCAAGUCCCUACACUGUAACUUCUAACAUGACCAGCUACAAAGCAGGAGAUGCGAUUAAAGUGACUCUACAGGCAAGCUCUACAGCCUUCAUUGGUUUCAUGCUACAGGCUCGUGAAGUUGGUGGAAGUGUGCCUGUUGGAUCUUUCACUGUAACAAAUACGGGCACCCAACGUUUAAACUGCAAUGGAGUAUCUAAUUCAGCAGUCACUCAUACCUCAGCUGCAAGUAAGACAAACGUCCAGGCAUUGUGGACAGCGCCAUCAUCUGGAAGUCUCAAAGACAUUGAAUUCAGGGCAACUUUUGUUCAAAGAACUAAUACCUACUGGGUUCAAGUUAAAAGUUCAAAAGUUAUUUUCAGUGGACAGCCUGGUCCUAACACCACUGCUGUCGUUCAACCAUCAACUUCCCCUGGUCCUAACCCCACUGCUGUUGUUCAACCAUCAACUUCCGUGGGCGUAUCCAGUUCUGGCUGUGGGAGCACUAAAGUCUGCUUCAGUGAACCCAGUGGCUGUGACCCUGCUGCAGACGCCAACUGUCACUUUAUGGCUGUGUCCACAUCACCUGCAGCUUCAACCAUGCAGUUGGAAUUGUCUGGCCCCUCAGAUGGCUACAUCGCUACUGGCUUUUCAGAUGAUCAAGAGAUGGGAAAUGAUGAUAUUUACAUCUGUGGUUUAAACAGUAACAGUGCUGUUCAAGUGCAACAUGCCUAUUCUACAGGAAGAAGUGCCCCGGAAAUAUUAAGCCUGGAAAAUGUCACUGACAUUAAGACCUCUGUCCUCAAUGGGAUUAUUAGCUGUUCUUUCACUUCUCAAAACCCCAUCAAGACUCAGCGAAGUUUGUCGAGUUCCCCGUACUACCUCAUGUUUGUUUAUGGACCUUCUAAUAAUGGUCAAAUUCAAAUCCACACUGAGACAUAUGUCAGUGGAAAGAGUUUAGAUAUUACAAGUCCUCAAACAGUCAGCCCAUCUCUCCCCAGCAUUAUUAAAGCGCAUGGGGCUCUGAUGCUCAUCGCCUGGAUGACUACAGGUAGCCUUGGCAUGCUCAUUGCCAGGUAUAUGAAGUCAGCCACUAGAGGCACCACCUGUUGUAAUAAAGACCUUUGGUUUUUGGCCCAUGUGUUCCUCAUGGCCCUCUCUGUAGCUGCGACCAUCAUCGCCUUCAUCUUGAUAUUCUCAUACGCUGGGGACUGGGCCGGAGGUGCACAUCCCGUUCUAGGCUGUUUGGUAAUGAUUCUGGCUUUCGUCCAACCCUUCGCUGCUCUAUUUCGCUGCACGCCAGACCAUAAAUGGAGGUACAUUUUCAAUUGGACACAUGCUUUGAAUGCUCUGACAAUUAAAGUCCUAGCAGUGGGUGCAAUAUUCACUGGUCUGGCACUCAUUGACACCACAGCGGACAUGUGGAUCCAGAAGGUGAUGGGGGGUUUUGUUGGCUGGGAGGUCUUGCUAUUUAUACUCCAACAUGCAAACUUCAAGCGCAGUCAGAAUGAUGGCGAGAGGGCUUCACAAGUGGUGAAGGUGGAAGUGGGGCUUCUGAUCCUGUUCUUGAUUGGGAAUCUGACCUUUUUGGUGGCCAUUCUCGUUGGUAUUGGAAUGUCGUAAUGACUCAUGGAGAAUGGACCAUGAACCGUAUCAGUGGAAAAUGUACUGCUUUGUAAACAUCCGCAACUACAUAUAUCUGAUUACUUUUAUUAUAAUAUAGGUCUGUGUGAAUUACAGCUGUAUAAUGCUAACAAAGCCAAGAGGAAAUGACUCCAAAAUUUUACACCUUUACGUGGCAAAAACAUAUUAAUUUCCUGUUAAGGUAAUUGUAAUGCAAUGUGCAUAAUAUACACAUGGCACAGCUCAGGAUGACUUCAGUUCCCUAGUGCCAGAAUGAAAUGCAAUGGUAACACACAUCCCAGUCACAAACAGAGAUUUACCUUAGCUCCCGCUGGUUUUCUUCUGUUGUGACCUUUGUGUUUAUGGCGCAGACUCAUACUUUGUGUGUCUGAUAUCUCCUGUGAUCGAGAUACCCUGCCAAGCCCUCCCAUAACUAUAGUCUAUAAAGCACCUCCAUGGUAUCGGUUGCCACUUUGCAUAUGUUUGUUUCAUGUACAUAUGAUUAAACUCAUAUUACUUGUGAGUGAAAUGAUGUACAAAGUUACCUGGGAUAUUGAUGCUAUUGCUGCUGCUGUUUCUGCUGCUGCUACUGUUGUUUUUGUUUUUUCAUUGGUUGGAGAGGAUGAUGGUUUUUUAUUUUAUUUUAUUUUUUUGUAAUAUAUAAGGUAUUAAAGCUAAAAAAAAAAAUUCAUAACUGCAAAUAAUUAAAUUAGUAAUACAUACUAUUGUAUGAUUCCAAAGAUUUAGUCUCAGAUCCUACUCAUUAGGCAUAGGAUAGACUUUUGUAUUAGUUCAACAUUGUAAUCCGUGUGAGCUGUGCUAAAUGAAGUAUUCAUUUUAUAAUUUUGAUGAUAAAAAAUGAUACAUUUUAUUCUGCACAAAUAGAAAACUAAAACAUUU
Anguilla anguilla (European eel) is the source of this 3057-nucleotide messenger RNA. Its product is annotated as putative ferric-chelate reductase 1. The transcript is spliced from 17 exons. NCBI's taxonomy places the organism in Eukaryota, Metazoa, Chordata, Actinopteri, Anguilliformes, Anguillidae. Gene Ontology annotation, molecular function: oxidoreductase activity, acting on metal ions. The record is from RefSeq and is a predicted model, not a curated record. Bases 433 to 2157 code for a protein of 574 amino acids.